Molecule: messenger RNA, 5373 nt
Organism: Xyrichtys novacula (pearly razorfish)
Lineage: Eukaryota; Metazoa; Chordata; Actinopteri; Labriformes; Labridae
Source: the annotation of a GenBank genome assembly
AAAAACUUCAAAAUCACAGCUGAGCUCGCCGCAUCCACUCUGAAGUCUGACAUACCGAUCUAGCAGACACAUUGAGGACUCUUGUCAGGUAGGAAAACAUUCUAGAUCUUUAAGGAAAGAUCUUUAAGAUAUUUACAGGUGGUUAUGCAUAGUCAACUGCUGAUUGUCUUUGUAGGAACUUAUGCCAAUUAGGAGAAUCAGGAUGCUGUUUGGCUUCUUUAUCAUUGCUGCUGGCUUAUUCUUGGACAUGGGAGAGUGUACUGCAGGUAAGUACCUUUUUGUUAUUGCAGGUCUAUGCAUAUCAAACCAUUAUUGUAACAGAUUAAAUCAGGCCUGUUGGACAAAACUAACAUCUUUUAACCAACUCUGUGCAGAGUGGCAAAGCAGGAAUUGUUUUUCCUGUCUGGAUGAUGACAUUAAAAUUAACACUAAGAAAUCUAAUCAAAGGUUUGACCCAGUGACUACAUUUGUAUGUCAAUGUCGUGCGUUAGCUCUCUCUGCCAAAUUCCUCAUGUUCUCUAUCCUUUCUCUGGCUUGGCGAUACAGUCUGCUCGGAUCAAUAUCAAAGUGUUGCGCUACAUCCUUUCCAAGUUUUGUAGAAAAGGAAGCAAGCUAGUUGACACUGUUACAAAAAACGGUAAUAAAUCAACUGUAUAGAGCAAACAAAGGCCCUGUGUGUGCAAGUGGCCAAAAAGUGACAGGGGCUUGAAGAGCUUGUAUACGUGUCAUCUUUUGAAAAGGAGGAUCUGAUGGGUGACAGGAUCACCCUGUGGUGACGGAUCCCCUAGGCCUUGGCCUGAAUUGAGGCUUUUGAUACUCUUUGACUGCCCUCCCAUCGCACAGCUCCAUGGCACUGAGACUCUUUGAAUUAAAAAGCUGCUCUAAAUAGACCGUGGUGGGCAAAUCAUUUUCAAGCAGAUGAGGAAAAAAGCCAGAUCUCCAGGAUACCGGAAAUGAGCUGUGACAAGAAAGUCAACGCCAGAAACCUACCUCAGACAUCUCUGCAUGUCAGAGUAAAGUCUGAGGAUGGCCAACACACAAAGAAGCAGAGAUUCUACUAAAUUUAGGCAAGAGAUCAGCUGCCAAAACUUUUGUUGUUAAAAAACAACCAAUGAUGUUUUCUUACUCCGAUCUUCUCUGACUUCUUGGUCCUCAUAGACACAUGGAACUUGAUUGGUCCUAAAAUGUGGUUCCCCCUCCAGACUUAAACAGAGUUAUAUUUAAAUUGGAUUUUAAUCGUAAAUUUCAAAUACUUUUUCAGUUAUGGUUAGGAGGGGUUCCAUAUUCACUUGAUGCACUUAUUAUAUGAUAUAGCAUCUUCAAAGUGAGCAAAAGAGGAGUAAGAACUACAGGAAAACUUCCAAAAUUACAUGAACAAUAGUAGUCGUAAACUGGAUGUCUGAGGUUGUGCUGAGGAGCAGUUUUAGCCAGAUGAAUAAAAAGUGUUAAUCUAUUGUACAGUUAAGGGUUUUGUUCCAGUUCAUAGAGUACAUAUUGAGAUGUGCAGAUGGAUAAAUGAACACAAUAAGCUGCUGGUGUUUUUAUGGGAUGACAGUAGGAAAAUACAACAUGGUCAGUUUGGUUCAUCCUGCUGGAACUAUGAAUCUGUAUGGUCACUUGUAAUGUAUAACAGGUUGAGGCUCAAAGUACAUUGAUUUUAUAUUUUCUUAAAAUGAUUCAUAUUGAGUAAAACCAGAUUAGAUAAGUAUGAGCAUGGGUUGUAAGAAGCUAAAAGCAUGAUGGGUUUUCUCUUGUAUUUGUCUACUUUAACAGAUCUCUUCAGGUCUGAGGUUGUAUGUCCUGUUGUCAGAAGAAGAAUGAAUUAAGAAAUACAAGAAAAAAAAGGAACAUUUUAAGUCACAGUUUCUCUUUGUAAAUCAAAUUAUGCUUCUCUAAUCACCUGGGGAUGCCUCAUUGAUAUACAGAAGAUCCGAUUCACUCCCUCUACUGUCUGAAGUCAUAGUUUUUAUAUAUUAUAUUGUGAAUGACUCUAAUAGUAACCUCAUUUUUACUUUCCUCCCUCUGUGCAACCAGAGCUGAGAGUCACAACAAUAAAGGUAGAAUAUUCAUUUAUUCAAGCUUGGAUACACAGUUUAGAGGAAAACACAUUUCACUGAUUUUCAUUUGACACUUUCUUUUACAGCAAGAGCCAUACACCACGGCCAAAAACUUACAACUGGAGGGCUUUUGUAUGGACCUGCUGUCUGAAAUAGCAAAAAAACUGGGCUUCAAGUACAGAGUGCAUCUGGUGAAAGACAGUUCAUAUGGCCGACAGGACGAGAGCGGGAACUGGAAUGGGAUGGUCGGGGAGGUCAUGAGAGGAGUGAGUGCAUGAAAUGACUGACAUUAAAGCGGUCAACAAAUGUUUGAAGUACCCAGCUGGCACACUGACCCACAAAAUAACUGAGUAAGCUUUAAUAUUAGGAUUGCCUGAAAGUGUAAUUUUCUUCACAGGAGGCAGACCUUGCAAUUGCUCCUCUGACUCUGACUGCAGCUCGGGAGAAAGUGGUGGGGAUGACUAAACCGUUCAUGCAGACAGGAAUCAGUAUCCUGCUGAGGAAGGAUAUCUCAGAGGCGUCUGGUUUCUUUGAUUUUCUGACCCCCUUUACCGCUGAGACCUGGGUGGGUAUACUCAUUGCAUACCUUGGCACUGCUGCUUGCAUCUUCAUAGCUGCCAGGUAAGAGAUGAGAUGUAACAGCAAGAGUUAUGAUUUAUGUUCUUUCUUAUCUUUAUUUGUUCUCUUUUCUGGCACUGCGACCCCUUCGUCUUACACAAUAAUAAUGUUUCAAUGUGAAUGCAGACUCAGCCCAAGUGAGUGGAGUCAGCCUCAGAGUGAUCCCCACACAUUCAGCCUCCUCCACAGUCUUUGGUACACAGCUGGAGCUCUGACUCUUCAGGGUAAAACAGCAGAACCAGACACCAAACAUGUUGUGAUAUAUUCGGUGUGACUCGUGACCUUUUUCCUUCUAACUGAACUCUCUCGGUGUUGUCAGGUGCUGGCCCUCACCCCAAAGCUCUGUCAGGACGAGUCAUCUGCUGCAGCUGGUGGUUGUUCACUAUUGUCCUCCUGGCUUGUUAUUUCUCCAACCUCAGCUCCUCUAAGACCUCUGAGUCCACCCACCUGACUGUAAAAGGGUUUGAGGACCUUGCCAAUCAGGACAUGAUUGAGUAUGGGUGUUUGGCAGGCUCCUCCACUCUCGCCUUCUUCAAGGUACAGAAAUCAUCAUGAAUAAAUCCUGCAUGUCUCUGCUGUUUCGCUGACUCUUUCUUUCUUGUGCAGAAUUCAAACAACCCAGUGUACCGCAGAAUUUAUGAACAUAUGGAAAGAACCAGGAGUUUUGUGUCAUCAAUGGAUGAGGGGGUCCAACGGGCAAAAGACGGAAACUUUGCAUUUAUUGGGGAGUCUGUAUCUUUGGAUUUGGCAGUGGCUCGUCACUGUGAGCUGGUCAGAGCACAUGAAGUCGUCGGCAUGAGAGGAUACAGCAUUGCAGCCGCCCUUGGUAAGGCUUUCCCCAAUGAUGAAUUAAAAACGUAACUUGAUUAUUAAAAUUAUACCUUUGCCUUCUUUUAGGUUCACCCAUCAUAAAGAACCUCAGUGUGGCAAUCUUACAGCUGAGCGAGGCGGGGGAACUGGCCUACCUGCGGAGCAAGUGGUGGGCCAGUAGCUGCCUUGCAGACAGGGCCAAGUCUACAGCUGCGCAGCCACACAGCCUUAAAGGAAUGUUUCUGGUUCUCUCUCUGGGCCUGGGGCUGGGAGCGCUGCUGGCUGUUCUGGAGCUCACCUCCAAGAGCCGAAAAAGUGCCGCUGAGCAGAAGGUUGGAACAACUUAAUUUGGAAAUGGCGUUGUCUCAAAGAGUCAAAGUGUUAAUGUUGGGAGGUUAUGCUGCGUUCGAGCUACCUAGUAGGUCAGAUGUCGGAGCUGAAAAUGACGUCACACACGAGUUCCCAGCGUUUUAGUUACCAAGUCAGAAAAAAAGCAAAAUUGGAAGUGGAAACAAAAUAGCUACAUCUACAAAUGUUAUUGCCAUAUGUUUGGACAAGGCAAGCGCUAAAAUAACUUUCGUAGAUGUAGCCAUUUUGUUUCCGCCUCUGGUUUUGCUUCUUUCCGAUUUGGUAACUGAAACGCUGGUAACUGGGGUGUGAUGUCAUUUCAGGUUAGGCUUCUGAUUUCCGAGGUAACUUGAACGCAGCGUUAGACUCAGAUAAAGGGAAACUGUUCUCUAGUCCAAGGAGGUGUCUGAUGGGAAUUGGCCACUUUAUAAUCUCAGUGAUGCACUAGCCUUCCCUACUUAUCUAUCCCCAUCUCUUUUUCAGUUUGGUUAGAGUUCAUGUGGCAGGCUGUAAACUCUUCUAUAAUAUCUGUGUUGUUUCUUCAAGAAGUAUUAAUCCUUUUCUUGAGAGUCCAGGUACCUUGUGUUCAUUUGAAUUUUAAACUAAUUGGAGUAUUGUCGAUAUCAUGUGUUUUUUCCCACAGAAAUCCUGCUGCAUUGUGCUGACUGAUGAACUGAGCCUGCGUUUGAAGAACAGCAACGUGAACAGAUCCCAGGAAAAUGAAGCCAAAGACAAAGAAAAAGCGUAGACACAUUUCUUUCCUGGAUAGCUGUUUAGGACUCUGUCUGAAAGAAGCAUUAACUUUUUUGUAGGUUUUGACCCCUCUCUUUUAUAAAUAUAUUAGAGUAAAAAAGCAAAUACUCCACUUAAUAACUGAAAGAGAAGUAUUAUCAAAUAAUACAUUUAUUGAUUUUCAAGUAGGAAUGCUACAACUUAAUGAAAAAAACAGUUUAGUUAAAAUUAUGUAAAAACGUUUUUAUUGAAAGAAUCAAAGUUUUCACUGUAAACAUGAAAACUUACCUAACAUUUAGUGCUAAUGUACUUAGUUUAUUUUCUGUGUCGCAGUUGGCAAUGGCAACAUUCUUCCAACUAUAUUCCUUUUAAAAACUAGGUCAUGCAUAAAAACUGACUGUAAACAUUCUGGCAUCAUGCAAACAUUACAGCAGGCCUAAGGUACAUGGUGACUAGUUUCCCAGGAAGAACACGUGGCUGUUGCCAUUCUUCGGUCCUUGGUGUUGCUGUGUUUGUAAUGUCCUCUGUCGGAUGUUGUUUUCUGUGGAAUCACAAAUAUAAAAAAGUCUAAUCUAAAAGAAAAAAGAACAAACAUGUCACUUUUGUUAUUGUUGAUUGAGACGCUUUGUCCAGAAUUUGACUAACAGCUGCCUGAAACUAUCCCUGAGAGAAGUCUAGUUUAGCCGAUAUGAAAAGACAGAGGGGAAUACUGAGAAAAAUGUACCACUUAUCUGUAGGAAAAUCAUAUCAUGUAAUCUGUGUAAAUGGAAAAGUGACGAGAUGAAUAAAAAUGAUUGAGGUCAAGGAG